This is a messenger RNA of Harpegnathos saltator (Jerdon's jumping ant), 7847 nucleotides long. RefSeq lists its product as uncharacterized. Bases 92 to 7747 code for a protein of 2551 amino acids. The record is from RefSeq and is a predicted model, not a curated record. Lineage: Eukaryota; Metazoa; Arthropoda; Insecta; Hymenoptera; Formicidae. Gene Ontology annotation, molecular function: calcium ion binding. Gene Ontology annotation, cellular component: plasma membrane. Gene Ontology annotation, biological process: homophilic cell-cell adhesion. The transcript is spliced from 8 exons.
UUUAUAUUUCUCGUGCUUCUGCCGAUGCGUGCUGCAGAUUAUUGCUCAAGAAGUCGGCCCAGCGACAAAUUUAUCGGCAUCAGCAACGGUAAUGAUAUUUAUACAAGAUGUUAACGACAACCCGCCAGUGUUCGACGAGGAGUCUUACGAAGUUACACUGCCCGAAAAUAUCACCGCUGGGACGCGAGUUACCCACGUGCGAGCGACUGACAAAGACACCGGGUUUUUCGGCAGUAUUAAAUAUACGGGCAUAACGGGCGGAGGAAGCGACGCUUUCGCAAUGGAUCCUGAUACUGGUUUAAUCACAGUUGCGACGGGGUCGUCCUUGGACCGUGAAAUGGUAGCGCAAUUUCAACUGACUGUAAUUGCGCGCGACGAGGACGGCAAAGGAAACACGGGCACGGCAUCUUUGAUAGUGAACUUGCUCGACGUGAAUGACAACGCGCCGAUUUUUGAGAAGGACGUCUACGAAUUCACGUUAAAUUCCGAUCUGACAAACUUCACAGGCGCUGCAUUCAUAAAGGCCACCGACGCCGAUGCCGAGCCGCCGAACAAUGAAAUUCGCUACGAAUUGAUUCAGGGAAAUUAUGAAAAUAAGUUUUACCUAAGCGAGAUUACCGGAGAGUUGGUUUUACGCUCGCCCAUCACAAAAUUCAGACGGAAGAAGCAGAGCGUUUACGAUAAUUUUUCGAAAAAAUCGCCCAAAAGUGUCGUCCUCCGACCGGAACACAAUACGAGACGAGAAAAGAUACACGUAACGAGAACGACGGCGUUCCCGAUGAACGCAGCAAACGCAACGCACAACGAUCCAAACGAAACCGGAUUAAAACGUCAAGUCGACGAGAUAAAAAAGCACCGAAGAAAACGGGAAAGCGAUAUUUUAUACACAUUAACUGCCAGAGCGUAUGAUCUCGGCGUGCCGCACCUCACGGGCGAGACACGAAUCUCGGUUAUUCGGGGCGGCGCCAUGGAAGCUCGCAUAAUGAUGUUCGUGGUGCCAGGAGAACACCCGAAUCUGACGAGAACCGCCGAGACAUUAGCCACUAUCACAGGUGGACGUGUGACUAUAUUGGACACACGUCCUUACGUGCCGGACAAUCGACCCGGCGUCACCGGCAGUAGCGUACCGCCGGGAGGGAAAAGAACAAUCGUGGUGGCUCGCGUCGAACAGACCGAAGUCGGCGCACCUUUGGUGGACGUGGAGAAAAUUCGCAAUACAUUAGCUGCGAAUGGAGUUGGCAUCAUCGGCGGCGCAGGCACCGCCAACGUAUCGAUGACAUACAGCUACGAGACUACUACGAAACUCCCGAUCGAUGGAAUAAUCCCCGUUGGGGGAGACAACACGGGGGGUUACGUAAACAAAACGAUCAGCAGCGUUCACGAGGAAGUAACUGUGUACAAGGCGGAGAAUAAACUGCUCUUCUGGCUGCUAAUUAUUUUGGGUCUGCUGAUGCUGCUGGCGAUCGCGGCGCUUAUUAUCUGCUGCAUCUGCCCGGGCUGUCCAUUUUACAUGGCGCCCAGAAAGCGCAGAGUGUACUCGUCCGAAACUCUAAUCACUCGGUCUAACGGCCGGCCGAAACGACAUAUUCAUCGCAAACCGAUGGCUGCGAUCGAGAUUACGUCGAACGGAAAGAAACAAGCUUGGAGCGCGGACCCGACCCGACGAAACUGGCAAUUCAACCGUCGAAAUACCAAAAACGACGGCUUGGCGUCGCUUCCCGGUGACGUUGUGUACAUUUCGGAGCGCCCUCCGGUCGACCAAGCGAAUAUGGAGUCACUGAGAGUACGCGACGGGCCGACCUACGAUCCUUCGAGGAGGAGGAGGAUUGAGGACCAGGAGAGAAUGUACGUGGAGGAUGUCGAGGAGAGGAAGGCUAGAGAGUACGAUGUCAUGGACGUGGAUUCUCUGCAACGGCACGAGAUCGAACGAGGUUCGGAUAUUCUGCGUCACGCUUACAGACAAAGAUACGCCGAUCCCGAGUCGAACAACGAACCAGCGGUAAGAGAGCAACAUUUCUAUCGCGAGGGCAACGCGGAGGUGCUGCAGUUGGUAACGCGCGGACAAGUGGAGGACGACGUAAUGAGUCAACACCCGCAUUACCCGGCGACGCUGAUCGUGGAUGGCAAGGGUGUGCUUCUACAACGGUUCAUGCAGGACCAGAAAGCGCGGCACGAAGAGUCGAUGCAGGAGCCGGAGGUGAUCCGCACCGUCGAGUCCCACCAACGGCCGAAGAACUUGUAUCAGCAUCAGCAUCAGCAAGAAGUCAUUCUGCUGCCGGAAGAACUGGAGCUGCGAUCGUCGCAUCGUCACGGGGGGGAGGAGAUGGGACCCAACGUGCAGAAGAUGGCGAUCGAUGAUGCGUACGCAACGCAGAAGAUGGACGCGGAGUCGCGUAUUCGCGACGUGCAUCGGGUGCAGGAGGUCUCGAUGGGUCUGCCUGGAAUGUCAUCCACAGACAGACCGGUUAUCCCGAAGGAGCAGCCCACGACGGUGCAGCCGUCGUAUGCGUUUCACGACCUGGAACUGGCGAGGCAGAACGCCCUGUUGACGCGGCUGCUUCUGGAGAGAGAAUCCAGGCACGUAGGCGGCGCGAUGACGACGGACGCCGCGAGUUACCUGGAGACUCAGAGUCUACCCGGACAGGUAGCCAUCGCGACACAGACCGACAGAGCUGCCGCGACGCAGCUGACGGAACGACAGGCGAGAAGCAGAAGCGACAACGACGAGUCCGACGAGGAGAGCCGAAGUCGCAAAAAGACGAAGACGAAGAAACGCUACGGCGAGAGCGAGUCUUCCAAGCGAACACGAACACUGUGGAUGAAGUCGCCCAUCGAGGAGGAGGAGAAGAACGAGUGCUUCGAUAAGCGAUUGAAUAUCCUGAGGAAGAAGGUCAAGGAGGUGAAGGAGGGCCGGAAAGUGUCUCUGGAGCCUGAGGUGCUACGUGAAAUUUCGGAUUCCCUCGACGAGAACGGGAGUUCCUACCCGGAGAAGAGAGGAAAGAGGUCGCCGAGAACUCGUGAGAAAGCCGCCGAAGAGAGCAGUGUCGGAUACAAAGUACUAGGCGGCGAGAAGAACGGCUCGUCCUCGUCGACGGAGGUAAGUAAGCAACGAUAUGAGACAGUUUCCGACGAGAAACCGGCGGAGAUCUCGUCGUCGCCGGAGAUAAGCGUGGACAACGGCGAGUACAUCCGCGAGACUACGGAGAAGAAAAGCUCGAGGAAGGAGUGUAAAGUGAAGAAGCAGAAGAAGGUGGAGUCCAUCAUAAGACCCAGUUUCCGAGUUUUAGAGAGAGAGAUCACGAUGCUGACGAAGAAGCUGAGCAAACUCGCCGAUAAGAAGACGCAGCACACGGCGGGCGACGACGGUACAGGGCAAGAGAAGCCAAAGACGUCGAAGGACUCCAAGAGAGACUCGGAUCAAAGUACGCGGAGGGCGAAAGCGGACGAGCGCAAGCGUUCGGAGGCGUCGCCGAGCACGUCGAAAGAGGUGGCGGCGGUCUCCGUGAAGACGCGGCAAAAAUUCAAGUAUCAGCAAGCGCAGAUCAUGAGCCCCGGCAGUUCCGAGUACGACGACUCGCUCGAAAAGACGAAGAAGCCGAAGGCGGCCUCGCGACAAGAAGUCGCGAAGCAGCACAAGCAGCCGAGCAGCCGCAGCCACGCUAAAAUGAAGAGGCAGACGCAGGCGCAGGUCGAACGUAAGGAGCACAGGAAGAAGAUCGAGCAGCGUGCUCGAGACGCCGCGAGUAAAGGGACCGGCGUGUCAGAGUCGAAGAUUGAGAAGACUGCCGUUAAAUUGCCGUCACGCGCGCAAAAGCUGGCAGCCAUCGGGCGCAGAGAGAACGUCAUGGAAGAGCCCAGCACGAGCACGAGUUCCGACCGAGUCGACAGCAAGAAAGAUCCCUUCGCCGCUCGCCGAGACUUCGACAGGAAGAGCACGGAGUCCUCGGACGUCCCAUCGAUAUCUCAUCACGUAGAUCGACGAGAACCGAAGCGAAAGCUGGCUCGUGUGAGCGAAAGAUUCACCGAUGAUUUUGUGACGGAACAGCGAACGGAGGACGCCGAUCCGGAAGACGCGCUCCGUUCGGUGGUGGACGCGAACCUGUACGAGGAAGAUAUUGCGAGAGAGGCCGAAAUAACGCAACAGUUCUCCGACGAUUUUACGACGGGCACGCAGGCAAAAGACGCGGGUCACGAGACGCAAGCUGACGCUGAGAGCAGAGAUGAAACUGAGCGCGACGUAUCUCGUGAUUUCGGCGAAGAACUUGUCACUCUAAAGAAGAUUGCCGAGGAUGUCACGGUGCUUCGUGACUCGUCGACGGAACAUGCACAAUUCGAAGACGAAUCAAUCGAGCAGUUGGAUGCCGCGACGGAGCGCCGAACUGAAUUACUUGAGAUUACUCCUCGCGUGGAACAGAUCAAGGAUGGACGCGAGGGAACUGUACCUUUGGAUCUUCUCGCCCAAGAAGCGUUCGAAGAGCAUCGGGCGAAGAGACCGACGUUACAUUGCAGUAAAUGCAUCGACAGAGCGAAAUUAACUGAUGCGACAGAGAAGCAUGAUGAAGAGGCACAUGAAAUUUCACAUGAAAUCGAAGAGAAAGUGGCAAGAGAGAAGGAAGUUACGCCAGAAACGACGGAUGUGCGAGAGUCAAAAGUACUGGAAGAUGCGGAAAAGAGCGUGAAAGAGGAAACGGCUGCGGAAGGGAAACACACGGAAAGUCCGGAAAUACUAAGCGACCCAACGAAACACACGGAGCAACUCGGAGAAGAAGAACAGGCGAAGAAAAAUGGAUUGGACAGCCGUACCGACGUGUUACCAUCAAAAAUGGACGAAGAAGAGACAAAAGAUGUCAAAGACAUUACAGAUUCGUCACGUUCAAACGGAGAGGAUAAAGCUGUAGAAUCGCAUGCGCAUGAAGAAGAAGAUUCGAGAGAAGAAUCGAGGCACGAGUCGAAAGAACACAGCGAAGAGGAGACGCUUCCAACGGAGAGCACGAUAGAUAUUUUACGAAAAGUAGCGGAGGAAUUAACACCGCGAGAAAUUGAAGAUGUUUCCUUGCGCGAGAUUAAAAGUGACGUGGAGGAGGGAACAAAGAUUAUUACAGCAAUGAAUAUUGACGACCGAUAUCAGGAUAUCGCUGAAGAACCGGGAGAGAUUUCGAAAGAACACAUAACCUCGGAAUCCGACUCGGAGAGAAUGAAGGAAGAUGAGACACUGACGAUAGAAGUGCUCGAGGAAGUAUCCGAGAUUAGUAGUCGACCAUCUGAGAGCGAGACCGCACAUUCGAGCGAUAUUCACCCUGAAUCCUUGAUCGAGAGAAGCGAGAAAACCUCGUUAGACGUUGACGAGGACAGCCGAGAAAUGUCGAGGGACAGUUUAAUUCAGGCCGAGCCUGAUAAAACAACAGAAACUGCGGAAGCAGAUGGUGAGACAGAUCGAGCAAAAUACAAUCUCAGUACAGAGAAAGAAAUUGAAAGUCACGGAACGGUCCAAGAACCGCACGUAUUUUCUCAAGGAGCAUCCGACCUUCGAGAGGCGAAAUUGGACGAAAGUAGCAAGACCGAGCUUUCCACAUCUCCAGCGGAAGUUACUACCUCCAGGAAAGAAGUUGCGGACACAGAACAACCGCAGGCUGAGCAUACAGAGGAGGUGAAAGAAGCAUCAUUUCGCGAGGAACACAAAGAAGAAGCAGAAGAGUCGCGAGAUACAAAAGAAAGAUCCGAUGACAAAACGGAGGAAGCUCUUGGUAAAAGCUCCCCUAGUGACGAAUUGAAGGAACGUCCAGGAGAUUCGCACCUAGAGAAAGCAAGUAUCGGUCAGUCAGACACUGCGGAUGAGCCUGAGACAGUUGCUGAGAGUGUAGACGCCGCAGGUCCGCAGGACCAAGACCAGGGAGAGCAGCGAGCAGACGUAAGCGAUCCAAUUUUUAGCAGCUUUAUUGAUACACUCGAGGUGUCGGAGGAGAGCGACUCAUCCAGUGAUGUUUCUAGGAAAACAACGCUGUCCACGAGACCUUACGAUACUCCACGUCAUCGGCAAAAAUGGCAGCAGCAAGAAAGCCUUGAAAUAGCGGUAAUGCCGGGAAUAAAAGCCGUCGGAGAUGAGACGGUCACGACGGCAGUGGAAACUGAAGCGGAGGGGGACACAGAUAGUAAUUUGUCGCUUGAUGAAAUCGAGAGUGUAGAGGAUUCGACUGCGACCGAAGCACCGACCGAUGAGAAAACGGUAGGUACAGGGAUUGCUACCGAGAGAUUCCUUCUGGCUGAGAAGAUUUUCUCUGGCGAGGAGAAGAUUUUGGCCGCAUCCGGUGCGGAGAAAGUGCACGUUGAUGGUAGACAAGAAGACAGAGGUCUUGAAUCAAAACUCGCAGAGCAAAUCGCAGAGCCGGAAGGAGAUGUAAAAGCGAACGUGAAACAAGCGCUGACGACAAUUCGAGAUGAAGUUUCCUUCGUUGCACAUGUUACGGAACUGAAAGACGCGUCGAAGGAAAAAGUCGAGGAUGAAAGUACCCCGGCGGGGGGGACAAAAGGGGACAUGGAAUGCACAAGUGAGAUUCCUUACCGAGAAAUUGAAGAAGUUCCCGAGACUGCGAAGCCGGAUGACAAAAGCGAAAUUAGGUCGUCUUCAAAGCAAGCCGAACAAGCGGAUUCGAAAAAAGAGCGGACGAGCACCGAGGACGCCAAAGUGGAGGAAACAAGAGUUAAAGACGUCGAGGUGGGCGAAACAAGAAGCAAGGACUACAAAAACGGCGCACCAUCGGAUGUUGCGAAGAAGGAAACUUCCAAAAGUCCCGUUAACAAGAAAACGAAAGUCGAGCGAUCGAAGGCUGCUGCGGCCGUAGCGAAGAAGCGCGUCAUCGACGAAGAAUCGGAGGCAAGAGCUGCGUCGAUUCCGUCGCGUCGUCGAUCUCGCAGGGAUAUCGACGGCGACACGGACAAGACACGGAAGAAGAAAGACGACGGGUCGCGAAUACAAUCGCGGAAAGUAGAGGAGGAGCCCCAGAGGAAGCAGACGCUGCCAAGAACGAGAGCGAAGACGGACAAGAGAAUGACGAUUCCUGCGAAAUCGACUGGCGAGAUCGACACGAGCAAGACCCGGUCCAAGUACAUGGCCUGGUACAACAAGAAACGCGAGGAAGCUGAGAAGAAGAGGCUGGAGAAGAAGGCUGCGGAGGACGAGGAGCAGCUGCCACGCUGGGUGAGCAGAGGCUUGAAGAGCCAGGCGACGAAACCGAGAGGCAGACUUGGCACGGACCACAAGACUCCGGAGAUGACGCCGCGCACGAGACGCAAGAUCAAGCCUCUGGUGAACGUCGAGUCCGAGCAGCUGAAGGCCAUCGUGCGUCAAGGUCGCGAGUUGAGGAAAGCCGAGGGCAAUCUCAAGGAGGACCCGCCGGUCCAGAUAUUCGCCAGGUCACCGCCGUCGGUCUCUACGUCGGACGCGCAGCAGCAUCGCCUGCUGCAACACUCGGAGUACAAAUACGAGAAGGCACCUCCGCCGUUUUACCUUCACCCACCUCCGGCGCCGCACCCGUCGCCGCAACUGUCGCCGGAGCGGUCCAGGUUCGAGGUGCAGCCGUCCACGUCGCAGCGCGAGGAAGAGCUGCGUACGGACGAGAUGGUGCCGCUCCAGAGCGGCGUUCGUCUGCGGCAUCAGCAGCUCCUCGAAAAGAAAAGCGUCUUCGACAUCGCGUACAGCGAGGCCGCGCCGUCGCAACUCCGCUCGGACAGCGCGACUCCACCGUCGUAACUCUUCAGAAAGAUCGAUAGACUCUCCCUGUAGUAAUAAUACGGUAUAUAGGGAGAGUGCAAAGUAUGGAAACCCUUAAAAAUCUCGAAAGAUAUAAGUU